This is a messenger RNA of Funneliformis geosporum, 603 nucleotides long. Lineage: Eukaryota; Fungi; Glomeromycota; Glomeromycetes; Glomerales; Glomeraceae. The record is from the annotation of a GenBank genome assembly.
AUGCCAGUCACAUCCUCAACGCAAGUCGCGGUUUUUUUAGUAGUUGUGAAAUUUUUUAAUGAUAUUCUUCCUAUUUCCGCUCAAGUUUCUAACAUACCUGGUGAUGGAAUUGAUAAUUCGUUUUCGACAAGUCAUGUUCGUUCUGCAUGGAUAGCUCUUUGGAUUCUUUGGAUUAUCUGGGCACUUCUAACACUUUUUAAAUGGGCUUCAAAAGAGACAAAGACUAGGAAUGCUCAUACUGCUGAUAGGCAAGAUGCAUCCCUUGAAAGAGGUGAAAGGGGGAGUAAUUCCAAGAAAGGGGGAAUUACCGAAAUUAUGAAUCAUGGACCACGACGAGCGGCAAGAAUAUCUCGUGAUCUUUUAUUGGGGUUACUUUCGGCCUUGGUUAUCAACACAUUUGGACGUGGACCAGGUUCAGGAUCAGGACGAGCGGUCGAAAUAUUGACCUGGAUUUUUUUUGGAUUAGCAAUUAUUUGGAUACUCGUUGAAAUAGCCAUGGAUAAUAAGAUCAUUAGAUUACUUUUUGGUUUUGUUGAAUAUGGUAUUUUAUUAGUCAUUUUUAUUUUAGCUUAUACUUCUGGUUGGAAACUUUUUGGAAGAUAA